Molecule: messenger RNA, 594 nt
Organism: Ipomoea triloba (trilobed morning glory)
Lineage: Eukaryota; Viridiplantae; Streptophyta; Magnoliopsida; Solanales; Convolvulaceae
Product: umecyanin-like
Exons: 2
Coding region: 1-594 (197 amino acids)
Cellular component (GO): plasma membrane
Molecular function (GO): electron transfer activity
Source: RefSeq, a predicted model, not a curated record
AUGAUUCAUAAAGUUAUAUGCAUUGUUCUUUUUGGAGCUUUGGCGGUGGCAAGUUUGCUGAAUUAUGGGGAAGCCCAAACGGUGCAUGCCGUCGGAGACACCAUUGGUUGGAUAGUACCUCCCGGCGGCGCCACAGUGUAUUCAAAGUGGGCUUCUGCCGAUACAUUCAAAGUUGGAGACAUCUUAGAGUUCAACUUUAUGACCGGCAGACACGACGUACUGGAAGUAGCAAAGGAGUCAUUCGACGCAUGCACCACCGACAAAGCCAUCGGAACUUCCUUAACGGACGGACCCGCACACGUCACCCUCAACUCCACCGGCAUCCACUACUACAUUUGCACCAUCGGAACCCACUGUAAGCUCGGACAAAAACUGGCCGUAACAGUUUCAAGCGACAGCGGUGGGCCUCCGGCCGGAGCUAAUCCUCCUCUUCCGGCUGGCGGGCCGUCACCGGCGAUGAAGCCUCCUGCUGGACCAUCCAAUUCGAGCUCUGCACCACCGGCCGGGUCUACCCAUUCUUCUGCAACUGUGGUGUAUGCUGGCUUGGCGCUAACCGUGGCUUCCAUUGCCAUGGCUGUUUGUAUCUAUAAUUAA